Molecule: messenger RNA, 3960 nt
Organism: Corythoichthys intestinalis (scribbled pipefish)
Lineage: Eukaryota; Metazoa; Chordata; Actinopteri; Syngnathiformes; Syngnathidae
Gene: senp5
Product: SUMO specific peptidase 5
Exons: 10
Coding region: 412-2511 (699 amino acids)
Biological process (GO): protein desumoylation; proteolysis
Cellular component (GO): nucleus
Molecular function (GO): deSUMOylase activity
Source: RefSeq, a predicted model, not a curated record
CUUCAUUCGUGAAAGUCUCCGGAAAGAGCCGAUUAGCCGAAACCAACUCACAUCGUGACGCCAUCAAUGAGCGCCGAUAGUUUGAUGCUUGUAUCUUGUAUGGUAUCAUAAUAUGAUACGGAAUUCUUAUCAACUCAACGACAAGGAAUCAAUUUUGGAAGAACUCCACUCCUACGCACAGUAAAUACCUGCAACGGUGCCUUACCCAACCCCACUGAGUUCUCUACUACCAUCACCACCUGUGUCAUUGGGUGGGAAAAGCCAGAGGACAACUAGUUUUAUUGAUUUUAAGCAAAUUUAAAAGAAAUUAAUUAACAUAACUAAAAAUAUUGCCUCACCACAUGGAUGUAAAGGGGAUUUGGAUUUGAAGUUGAGUCUUGGGAUGGGGUUAAACUACCAAAGGAGGACGUCAUGGUUCACAGCAACUCUGCUUCGCCAAUGAAAACAUCUCUUCCGCCUAAUAUUACAGAGGCAGCACCUCCUGAGCUAGCAGCACCACCUCCAGUGUUGCCUGUUACGGAUACUUCUGACAAGGGCCCAUCUAGUAUCCCUAAUAAACUCUUAACCUCGGAUGUUAUCUCCAUUUCAGAUGUCUCUCAGCCCACAGAAGCUGGGUCACCAGGUGUACAUCCUAAAAUAGCACCUAAAGUUGACUCAAGUCCAUCGUUGUACAGGUCAUCCACACAGUCAACAACCCCCACACAAGUCAUAAGCAAUGGCCGCACAUCAGGCAGAAAGAGGACUCCCAAGACAUGUGACUGUUGCUGCGCCAACAGAAAGGGCCACGAUGUCAAAACCUCAGGCAGGGGGAGAGGGAGGGGAAGGGGACGAGGCAGAGGAAGGCCUGCCGAAAGGAACGUCCAUGACACCCUACAAGGAAAAAGUGGGGGCAAGCUCACAAGAAUUAUUGACUUUGACCUGACAGAGGAGGAUUCCGUGGAAGCUGGGGAUGAAAAUGACAUGUGGGACAGUAUGAACAUAUCUAAUAAACAGUCAGGGUCAAUUGCUCCUUCACGGGUCUGUGUCUCGCUACUGGAUGGGGAUGACAUGGACAAUGGCCAGAUGCAUUUACCAGAAAUCACUGUGCCAGCAGUGCUUGCUUCAAAAGGUGAAUUGUCCAUUGGAUUUAAGCAAGGUGUUGAAAAUGACAUUAUAAAUUCUAAAAAUUCCCAAACCCAGUCAGAGUCUCUGUCUCAUAAGAAGCAUUUGAACUGUACAUCGGAGACAUCGCAGAUUGGAAAUGGAGAGUCAAUAUUUGAAGCAGAACCUGAAGAGAAGAAACCUGAAGACAAAAGUAACCUGAGUAAACCAGGAAAUGUCACACUUUACUCAUCAGCAGAAUCAGCUUCUCCGUCAAUGCCAGGGAGUCCUCAGACUCACGACUCAGAGAUGCAUGUAGCACUGAAUGCUGACAGAAUGGAGCCAUUGGCUGUAUGUCCGUCACCUACUUUGUCAAAUGGAAAUGCCCUGUCACCUGCAGAACACAGCCCCAGAUCAACACCCAUGGAAACAGACAGUGGAAAUUCUGCUGUUGAUUCUUCUUCACACCAUUGUCCUAUUACAGUAUGCAGCAUGCCACAUUGCCCUGCACUAAGAGACCAUAGUUUGUAUUGUCACCCUGGAACUUGGGAGAAAGAGGAAAAGAUGAUUAAUAAUCCGUCUGAAGAAACAUUUGUACAAAAGACUAAUGGGGGUGCCCAAAGUCAUGAUAGCCUCGAGAGACUAAUCAGUUUGGUCCAUGAGUUUUUGGAGACCUUCUACAUAAAAUAUGGCAGUUUCAUUCCUCUCAGUGAGACCGAUAUCCUGGAAUACCUUAAGAAGAACAGCAACCACGAUGACUUCAGCAACCUAGGAUUAAACAUCCAAAAGGAGGUCGGACGGUAUAAGGCAGCACUAGCCUCUGCACCUGUAGCCGGCUUCAUGGUUAUCCAUAACAAACAUACGUUGAGCCUGGAAGAUCUUGGCACGCUGGAGGAGCAGAACUGGAUAAAUGAUCAGAUUAUCAACACGUAUGGGGACCUGAUUAUGGAAGCAGCCCAGCACCAUGUUCAUUUUUUUAAUAGUUUCUUCCACAAGCAGUUGGAUGCCAAGGGUUAUGAAGGUGUAAAGAGAUGGACCAAAAAAGUGGAUUUGUUUUCCAAGUGGCUACUGCUAAUUCCCAUCCACUUAGAAAUCCAUUGGUCUCUCGUCACUGUGACCAUGGCAACUAAAACCAUCAAUUACUUUGACAGCCAAGGCAUUGUCUUUCGACAUACUGCAGAUAACAUAAUGAAAUACCUUCAGUCCGAAGCUCAAGAGAAGAAACAAACGGAUUUCCUGAAAGGUUGGAAGAUUGCAAUCAUCAAGGGUAUUCCUCAGCAGAAAAACGACAGUGACUGUGGCGUUUUUGUCCUUGAGUACUGCCGAUGUCUCUCUGUGAAGAAGCCUUUGCUGUUCAGUCAGGAUGACAUGCCUCGUAUUCGCAAACGAAUCUAUAAGGAGCUGUGUGACCGAAGCCUCAAUUCAACUUAAAUGACUGAACAAUGGUCGUCUCAGAUCACUGACUGCUUGCCUUUUUACAUGUGGGAGUUCUGCCAAGCUCGUCAUGCAGAUCCUAAUUUACUGAGCAACUGUUACAUAAGGUUAACAGACAACCUGGCUAUCUGUUUUCCAAUAAGUGGCAGAUUUCUUCACCCAGCUUGGAAAGAACUACUGACGUGGCCUCCUACUGAUGCCGUUUCACUUUGCCUUUGCUUAUUGCAUUUAGCAUGGCCAGUUAAUAUAAACCGGCCAAUCUUAUAGACACACAGAAUUCCUUGGACUCAUGCAGAAUUUACCUGCUGGGACCAAAUGGAGUGACCAUUUUAAACAAUGUCUUCUUAAAGCGUGAAUUUUACGCAGGACUUUUUUCAGCAACACCUCAUGUAUUUGUGUCCCCUAACACCGUAAAUCAUGAGUAUCUGUGAUUCAAUGGACCAACUGUUCACCUAAAACUUGAAGAUGGAUGUUGGCUUUUUUUUUUUUUUUUUUUUAAUAGACUGGUCAUUAAUAUUUGCACGGAUAUUAAAUAAUAGUUUAGUAUAACAACGAAUGUACUGCCCAUGUAUUCCUCCCAUCUGGCCUGCCGGGUAGUGACCUGGCUUUGGCGCAAACAGAGAGACAGGAUUGUCUUUGCUUGGAGGACCGGAUCUCUAUCCAAUGGCACCAAAUAAUUUCUUCAUGAAAUUCCUUUUUUCUUACUGCUAAUAUUUACCAGAUUGUUUAGCUAUACUAGCUAAAUCCUGAUUUGCAAAACCAUUCACAUGUCCAAUCAUUUUAAGUAAAAUUUAUAUUUUCUCAUCAUUAUUAGAUGUGCAGAUAAAGCUGCUGAAGUGAAGGCCACAAAUGUAGGUGUUAGCCAAGAAAAACUUUCAAGUGUUAGUGUAGAUGCGUUGAUGCAGGUGAAUAAAGACUUAUUCACCUUUGGCUGAGAAACAAGCAGACCUCGCUUAUUUUUCCCCUAAGCAUUGUUUUUAUCUUGCUUCUGCUGUUGUAUACCGUUGUGUGGAUUUACAGAUUCCAUCGUACUAUUACUACUGUAAAUGCUUACUUUGGUUCAAUGCCACAGGGGAAUUUAAUUUUAUUUUCUUCAAUCCAAGACAGCUGCCAACGUAAGGCUUUUCUCUGUGUACCUGGUCUUGUAUGUAUUUGAUAAGGUACCAUUGAGGCAACAGCAUGCAGUGACUGGAUUGAUUGUUUUAUCUGUACUUGAACUCAUAAUCUAUAGUUUUUUCCCUUUUUUUUUUCUUAGCUGAAACCCUCCCGAUAAAUACUCAACCAUAGUUGGUGAAUUGAGUUUUUUUUCUUCUUUCCUCACAAAUCGAUGUUCUCAAUCAUCUGACUCUAAAGACAAAUAUUGCUUAGUUUCUGCAUUAUGUUUGUGCUUUUAUGCCGGAGCACAGAUGUCAACUGGAAGGAUCGGGGGCCAGAUACGGCCCACCA